GCCGGCUACUCAGUGCGCUUCAACUGUCCGGAACGCUUUUCACUCGACUUGGCCGAAAACCUUCACCUCCUUCAGGAGGUCCUCGGCGGACCCCUGAGCUCGGCCCUGAUUUUCGCCAACGCUGGUUUCACUGGCAGUAUUCUUCCGGCGGACAACACCGACUGUGACGUGUUCCUGUUUCAGCUGGAGGGCAGUGCGACCUUGUCUAUCAAGGAGUCUUCGUAA
Messenger RNA from Dibothriocephalus latus, 225 nucleotides. NCBI's taxonomy places the organism in Eukaryota, Metazoa, Platyhelminthes, Cestoda, Diphyllobothriidea, Diphyllobothriidae. The record is from the annotation of a GenBank genome assembly.